Molecule: messenger RNA, 618 nt
Organism: Xenopus tropicalis (tropical clawed frog)
Lineage: Eukaryota; Metazoa; Chordata; Amphibia; Anura; Pipidae
Gene: rps24
Product: ribosomal protein S24
Exons: 7
Coding region: 99-494 (131 amino acids)
Biological process (GO): translation
Cellular component (GO): ribosome
Molecular function (GO): structural constituent of ribosome
Source: RefSeq, a predicted model, not a curated record
CAUGUAGUCCCUACCCCCAUUCUCUCCUCUUGCAAUAUGAUUGGUUGAGGGCGGGCGUUCCUUCCUUUCCUUCGUCACCGUGAGAGACGGCCACCAAGAUGAAUGACACAGUGACCAUCAGAACAAGGAAGUUCAUGACAAACCGACUUCUGCAGCGCAAGCAGAUGGUCAUUGAUGUUCUUCACCCAGGCAAAGCUACCGUUCCCAAGACUGAAAUCAGAGAAAAGCUGGCGAAGAUGUACAAGACAACUCCAGAUGUUAUUUUUGUUUUUGGUUUCAGGACUCACUUUGGAGGUGGCAAAACUACAGGCUUUGGCAUGAUCUAUGACUCUCUUGACUAUGCAAAAAAGAAUGAGCCUAAACACAGACUUGCCAGGCAUGGGCUUUAUGAGAAGAAAAAGACUUCCAGAAAACAGCGCAAAGAACGUAAGAACAGAAUGAAGAAAGUAAGAGGUACAGCCAAAGCCAACGUGGGUGCUGGUAAAAAGAAAUGAAGUUCCCUGCAGUGAACUGGGGAGUGGCUGGCACAGAAGGAUUAAAGAAUCCCAGGAUGAAUUGCGAGAUUCUGAAGAUUGUGAUUUAAUCCAAGUGAUUGUAAUUAAAUUUGUAAAAAUUGAU